AUCCGCACACACACACACACACACAAACACGCACACACACUUAGCUAGUGACACUGUGAAAGUGAGAGCAGCCCUACCUGUCCAACUGCAUGAGAUCAAAACAUUGCCGCCUCAUAUCAAAGAAGAACCCCCAACAGAUCUAGCGGUGUAGAGAAUGACCAGAACAAUGAAGAGCAGAGAGUUGCCGUUUCUAGUUGUGUUAUUGAUAACAUUAACAGUAUGUCUUGCUCAAGAUGAAGAGACUGAUAUCGGAUGCCCAGAAGUAGCUUGUCGAUGUCCUUUUGGGACUUACUGGACAACCGACUCUAAAGGAUGUACUACGUGCUCUUGCCUCCCCCAAAACUGCUCUGUAGACUGCUUGAAUCUCAAUUGCCCCAACGGCCGAGUAGUAGCCCCAGACGGAUGCCCGACAUGUUCUUGCCAACCAGUAGAAUGCAAACCCGCCAUUUGCCCUACAAUUAAAUGCGCCUUCGGCUUAGCUAAAGACGACAAAGGAUGUACAAUCUGUCAGUGCAACCAAUGCCCAUUGUUGAAAUGCCCGAGAAUUGCGUGUUUUCAAAAUUUAAUUUACGAAGUGGAUCAAUACGGAUGCAAAGUCAACUGUACUUGCCCCUUCCAUGAAUGUCCAGUGCAUGACUGCUUACAAGACACUAACUGCCCCUACGGCUUCGCUAAGGACGCAAAUGGCUGCGAAACAUGUAAAUGUCAAUUAAAGUAUUGUCCAGUUUUGACAUGUCAAGCUUGCCCUAACGGUUUCCUGUCUGACACAAAUGGCUGCCUAACAUGCCAAUGCAAGCCAAAUGAAUGUCCAGCACUCAAAUGUAAAACGUGUUUCUAUGGAAACGUGGUGGACCAGAAUGGAUGUACCACAUGCAUAUGUAAACCGAGGCCUUGCCCACAAAUCAGAUGUAAACCUUGCCGCUUCGGCUACCUGCAAGAUUCUAAUGGUUGCCAAACUUGCAAAUGUAAAAAGCCCGUUUGUUCACGUUUUAAGUGUGCCCCAUGCCCCAACGGCUAUCUAACUGACAAAAACGGCUGCCAGACCUGUCAAUGCAAGACUGCAGUGUGCCCACUUUUCAAAUGUGUACCAUGCCCCAACGGCUAUCUAACUGACAAAAACGGCUGCCAGACCUGUCAAUGCAAGCCGUAGUGUCCAUAUAUUUACUAUACCGCAACGGUUACAAAAUUAAUUACAACAGCUUUCAUAUUUUGAAACGUUAACUUAAUUGUAUGAUUUGUAAUAAAGAAAUAUAAUAAAAUCCACAUUUUACAAGCUUA
This is a messenger RNA of Biomphalaria glabrata, 1278 nucleotides long. RefSeq names its product antistasin-like. The transcript is spliced from 2 exons. NCBI's taxonomy places the organism in Eukaryota, Metazoa, Mollusca, Gastropoda, Planorbidae. Bases 155 to 1150 code for a protein of 331 amino acids. The record is from RefSeq and is a predicted model, not a curated record. Gene Ontology annotation, molecular function: serine-type endopeptidase inhibitor activity.